This is a messenger RNA of Metarhizium robertsii ARSEF 23, 333 nucleotides long. Its product is annotated as Zinc finger, TFIIS-type. The transcript is spliced from 2 exons. The coding region runs from base 1 to 333 and encodes 110 amino acids. Gene Ontology annotation, cellular component: RNA polymerase III complex. Gene Ontology annotation, biological process: termination of RNA polymerase III transcription; DNA-templated transcription. Lineage: Eukaryota; Fungi; Ascomycota; Sordariomycetes; Hypocreales; Clavicipitaceae. The record is from RefSeq and is a predicted model, not a curated record. Gene Ontology annotation, molecular function: zinc ion binding; DNA-directed RNA polymerase activity; nucleic acid binding.
AUGCUGCUCUUCUGCCCGCAAUGCGCCAACAUCCUCACCGUGUCCCUCACAAACCAGCGCACCAACCGCCUCGAGUGCCGCACCUGUCCGUUUGAGCACACCAUCACCGAGCCCGUCUUCUCGCGCCGCGUAUUUGAGCGCAAGGAAAAGGAGGACGUCUUUGGCGGGCCGGGCGCGUGGGAUAAUGCGCAAAAGGGCCGCGCGCAGUGUCCUGCCGAAGGCUGCGACGGCGACGAGGCCGCAUUUUUCCAGGUGCAGAUUCGAAGUGCGGAUGAACCCAUGACCAGCUUUUUCAAGUGCAUGACUUGUGGGAACCGAUGGAGAGAGAAUUAA